Molecule: messenger RNA, 900 nt
Organism: Suhomyces tanzawaensis NRRL Y-17324
Lineage: Eukaryota; Fungi; Ascomycota; Pichiomycetes; Serinales; Debaryomycetaceae
Product: tRNA (guanine46-N7)-methyltransferase
Exons: 1
Coding region: 1-900 (299 amino acids)
Biological process (GO): tRNA methylation; RNA (guanine-N7)-methylation
Cellular component (GO): tRNA methyltransferase complex
Molecular function (GO): tRNA (guanine(46)-N7)-methyltransferase activity
Source: RefSeq, a predicted model, not a curated record
AUGGCCAAACCAGUCAAAGACAAAGAGACGCAGUUGCGUGAACAGCAAGAAGCUGAAACCAGGAGAAGACAGUACAGAACCAACCAGGAAGAAACCAGAAAAAAGUUGAAGCAUGCCAGAUUCGAAGAGUCAGAACCAGUCGAAGACACCGAUGGAAAGGCCCAAGUUCACCUUCCAAGAAAGAGGUUCUACAGACAAAGAGCCCACUCCAACCCGUUCUCUGAUCACAGAUUGGAGUACCCAAGGUCUCCCGAGGAUAUGAAGUGGGAAAAAUUAUACCCCCAGUACCAUGACAAGGACUCGGACAGUAUGUUAUCUAAAGUGGAGAUUGCGGAUAUAGGGUGUGGAUACGGUGGUUUGUUGACCAAAUUGGCUCCCGAGUACCCUUCUACCUUGAUUUUGGGGAUGGAGAUUCGUGUUCAAGUCACCCAAUACGUCGAGGAUCGUAUUAUUGCAUUAAGAGAAAAGCACAAGGACGACGAGGUUAAUUUCCAGAACAUAUCAGUGUUAAGAGGCAACGCCAUGAAAUUCUUACCCAACUUUUUCCAAAAGGGCCAACUUUCUAAGAUGUUCUUCUGUUUCCCAGACCCUCAUUUUAAGCAAAGAAAACACAAGGCCAGAAUUAUCACCAACACUCUUUUGUCGGAGUAUGCCUACGUGUUAAGAGAAGGAGGUGUCGUGUAUACUAUCACCGAUGUCGAGGACUUGCACAUCUGGAUGGCUAAGCACUUAGAAGAGCAUCCCAUGUUUGAGAGAUUAGAUAAGGCGUGGGAAGAACAAGAUAAAUGUGUGUCCAUCAUGUACAACGCCACUGAGGAGGGUCAAAAAGUCACCAGAAACAAGGGCUCAAAGUGGAUUGCAUGCUUCAGAAGAUUGCCCACUCCAGAAGAUUGUGAUUGA